Molecule: messenger RNA, 1810 nt
Organism: Gekko japonicus
Lineage: Eukaryota; Metazoa; Chordata; Lepidosauria; Squamata; Gekkonidae
Gene: STK39
Product: serine/threonine kinase 39
Biological process (GO): protein phosphorylation
Molecular function (GO): ATP binding; protein serine/threonine kinase activity
Source: RefSeq, a predicted model, not a curated record
AUGGCGGAGCAGAACGACUCGCCCGUCCAUGUCCAGCAGCAGCAGCAGCCGUCGCCGGCCCCAACAGCAGCAGCAGCAGCAGCAACCGCCGCCACCGCAGCAACAACAGGCGUCGCCGCCACCCCAGCAGGAGCAGCAGCAGCAGCAGCCACGCCGGCCCCGGCUCCUCCUGCACCCGCCGCCCAGGCUGUCGGCUGGCCCAUUUGCAGGGACACCUAUGAACUGCAGGAGGUGAUCGGUAGUGGCGCUACGGCUGUUGUCCAGGCAGCACUAUGCAAACCCAGACAAGAACGUGUAGCAAUAAAAAGAAUCAAUUUAGAAAAAUGCCAGACCAGUAUGGAUGAAUUGCUGAAAGAAAUUCAAGCCAUGAGUCAAUGCAGCCAUCCCAACAUAGUUACAUAUUAUACAUCUUUUGUGGUCAAGGAUGAGCUUUGGCUGGUCAUGAAGCUGCUAAGUGGAGGAUCAAUGCUGGAUAUAAUAAAGUACAUUGUCAACAGAGGAGAACACAAGAAUGGCGUCCUUGAAGAAUCAAUAAUAGCAACAAUUCUUAAAGAGGUUUUGGAAGGCUUAGAUUAUCUACACAGGAACGGGCAAAUUCACAGGGAUUUAAAAGCUGGUAAUAUUCUUUUGGGUGAAGAUGGCUCAGUACAAAUAGCAGAUUUUGGUGUUAGUGCAUUUUUAGCUACAGGUGGGGAUGUUACCCGUAACAAAGUAAGGAAGACGUUUGUCGGUACGCCGUGUUGGAUGGCACCUGAAGUCAUGGAACAGGUGAGAGGCUAUGACUUCAAGGCCGAUAUUUGGAGCUUUGGAAUAACAGCCAUUGAACUGGCAACAGGAGCCGCACCUUACCACAAGUAUCCUCCAAUGAAAGUGUUAAUGCUGACAUUGCAAAAUGACCCUCCAACAUUGGAAACGGGUGUGGAAGAUAAAGAAACGACAAAGAAGUACGGCAAGUCCUUUAGGAAACUAAUUUCAUUAUGUCUUCAAAAAGACCCUUCUAAAAGGCCCACGGCAGCAGAACUUUUAAAAUGCAAGUUCUUCCAGAAAGCCAAGACUAGAGAAUACUUGAUUGAAAAGCUUCUUACAAAGACCCCUGACAUAGCACAAAGAGCAAAAAAGGUUAGAAGAGUACCCGGUUCCAGCGGCCACCUCCACAAGACAGAAGACGGAGACUGGGAGUGGAGUGAUGAUGAAAUGGAUGAAAAGAGUGAAGAAGGCAAAGCCGCUUUUACCCAAGAAAAGUCACGAAGAGUAAAAGAGGAGAACACUGAGAUUUCUAUGAAUUCCGGAAACAUCCCUGAUCAAAUACAGAAUCUGUCUCUACAAGGUUCUCAGACUCGAACAGCUGUUUGCAACGAAUAUAGUGAUGCUCCAUGUGCUGUGAAUCUUGUUUUAAGAUUAAGGAAUUCCAGAAAGGAACUUAAUGACAUACGAUUCGAGUUUACUCCAGGCAGAGAUACAGCAGAUGGCGUAUCUCAAGAGCUGUUCUCUGCAGGGCUGGUUGAUGGCCACGAUGUAGUUAUAGUUGCUGCUAAUUUACAAAAAAUAGUAGAUGACCCCAAGGCCUUGAAAACGUUAACCUUUAAGCUGGCUUCCGGCUGUGAUGGUACCGAGAUUCCCGAUGAGAUAAAACUGAUUGGCUUUGCUCAGUUAAGUGUCAGCUGAUGCCAACCACCUGACCCCCAGCAGAACGGCAAGAUUGCAAAGAGGCCAGCUUUCAUUUGCGAAGGAAAAAUCCGAGCACCACACUCUGACUCCUGCUUCAUUCUAUGGCAACUCACCAAGUUGGAACGACCCACCGCUACACUGC